UUAACGGCACGGUAAACAUGAGCACCGAGGCUGGCCAGCAGAUUCCGGGCCGCAGGGCCCUGAUGCCCGGUUGGAUGAAAAGCCACAUGGACAGACUCAACACGGUGGCUAAUCUGGACGACAUGUGCAGCUCUCCUCCUGAGACCGAGUCGGGCUUUCUUCGUGACAUGCCACUUUCCCGCUUAACUACUCUGCCCGCUUCACAGACUCCAGCUGGAGCACCAACCAUCCGGGUGAGUGGCGUUAGCAAGUGUGAGCUGCCUCGACUUGCCUCGGAGGAUGCCUUGCGGCACCAAGUGCUGAGCCAUCAUGGACCAAGCCUACAGAGCCUGGGGCGCGACAGCGGUUCGGGCAGUGAAUCUGCCCACACAACGCCCUCUGCCACGCCACAAAGCUCUCCGUCGCUGGUACGGCGCGUGGUGGCAGCAGACUUGACGGCAGUUGGUGUUCCCAUGGUGGAUGGUAGUCGGCUAAAGCCCAAGAAAAAGCCGCCAGCGCGCUUUGCUGUCACCAACUUCGAUCUUAACGCGGUUAGCCCUAACUCGUGGUGAGGGUGUGCAGUUGCCAGAGUAUGAAUCCAGCCAGGAUGGUACAAGAAUGAAAAGGAUCAGCAGGUGCAGCUUGAAUGGUUAGGA
Dermacentor silvarum is the source of this 635-nucleotide messenger RNA. RefSeq lists its product as uncharacterized. Lineage: Eukaryota; Metazoa; Arthropoda; Arachnida; Ixodida; Ixodidae. Bases 18 to 551 code for a protein of 177 amino acids. The transcript has a single exon. The record is from RefSeq and is a predicted model, not a curated record.